Ceratosolen solmsi marchali is the source of this 1862-nucleotide messenger RNA. It is a transcript of the gene nAChRalpha6, whose product is annotated as nicotinic acetylcholine receptor alpha6. Bases 1 to 1566 code for a protein of 521 amino acids. The record is from RefSeq and is a predicted model, not a curated record. Gene Ontology annotation, cellular component: postsynaptic membrane. NCBI's taxonomy places the organism in Eukaryota, Metazoa, Arthropoda, Insecta, Hymenoptera, Agaonidae. Gene Ontology annotation, molecular function: acetylcholine-gated monoatomic cation-selective channel activity; transmembrane signaling receptor activity. The transcript has 13 exons. Gene Ontology annotation, biological process: monoatomic ion transmembrane transport.
AUGUUUGUUGGUAUUUUCCUGUUACCAGAUACUCAUGGCGGAGCUUAUGAGAGGGCACUGUUGAAUAAAUUGCUUGCGAAUUACAAUACACUGGAGAGGCCUGUUGAAAAUGAAAGCGAGCCCUUGCAAGUAAAAUUCGGCAUUACGCUCCAACAGAUUAUUGACGUGGAUGAGAAGAAUCAGAUACUAACAACGAAUGCUUGGCUUAAAUUGGAAUGGACAGAUUACAAUCUUCAGUGGAACGUAUCUGAGUUUGGUGGCGUAAAGGACCUUCGAAUAACACCAAGUAAACUCUGGAAACCAGAUAUUCUCAUGUAUAACAGUGCGGAGGAGGGUUUCGACGGGACGUUCCAAACAAAUGUGGUGGUCACGCAUAACGGCAGUUGCCUGUACGUCCCUCCGGGCAUCUUCAAGAGCACAUGCAAGAUAGACAUCGCUUGGUUCCCCUUUGACGAGCAACACUGCGAAAUGAAGUUCGGAUCCUGGACAUACGACGGCAACCAGCUCGAUCUGGUACUCAACUCUCAGCAAGGCGGUGACUUGUCUGAUUUCAUCAUGAACGGAGAGUGGGACCUCAUCGGUAUGCCCGGCAAGAACAAUACUAUUGUAUAUCAAUGCUGCCCGGAGCCCUACGUCGACGUCACCUUCUUCAUUCAAAUACGACGGCGUACCCUCUACUACUUUUUCAACCUUAUCGUGCCCUGUGUGCUUAUAUCCAGUAUGGCACUUCUCGGCUUCACCUUGCCGCCCGACUCUGGCGAAAAACUCACCUUAGGGGUGACCAUCUUAUUGUCGCUGACAGUAUUCCUGAACCUCGUGGCUGAAAGUAUGCCGACGACCUCGGACGCUGUCCCUUUAAUAGGAGUGACCAUCUUGCUAUCGCUGACUGUGUUCCUGAAUCUCGUAGCCGAGACCUUGCCUCAGGUCUCCGACGCAAUACCCUUGUUAGGAACUUAUUUCAAUUGUAUAAUGUUUAUGGUGGCAAGCAGCGUUGUUCUCACCGUCCUUGUGCUUAAUUAUCAUCAUCGAAAGCCCGAUAAUUACGAAAUGCCGAAUUGGACAAAGACGGUAUUUCUACAAUGGUUGCCUUUGAUGCUUCGAAUGGACCGUCCUGGUAAAAAGAUCACGAGAAAGACGAUUCUCAUGAGCAAUCGUAUGAAAGAACUUGAACUCCAAGAGAGGAGCAGCAAAAGCCUACUAGCAAACGUUUUAGACAUAGACGAUGACUUUCGUCACAUAAAUAGCAAUCAAAAUCCCACCACUAGCUAUAUAAGUAAUAACAGGUCGGUGUAUGGAACGCCAUUAUCCGGAAGACCGGCGACGGUCGAAGAAACGUCUGCAUCGUUACCUUUAAGCGGUACCCAGCGGGAGCUGCACACGAUCCUGAGAGAAUUGCAGUUUAUCACAGGACGCAUGAAAAAGUCGGACAUCGAAGCCGAAGUUAUUAGUGAUUGGAAGUUUGCUGCAAUGGUCGUGGACAGAUUUUGCCUGAUCGCAUUCACACUGUUCACAGUGGUAGCGACAGUGGCGGUGCUGUUCUCCGCACCCCAUAUAAUUGUCCAGUAGUUGAGCGCUAGCAAUGACAAUGAUAAAUUAACUGUCCGAAUUUGGCUUAGGAAGCCACGUAUUGAACGAUGCCGACAACAUGCUGCUCAGCAACUUUUCCAACGACAACAACUACGAAAACAAUGUCGACACCAUACACAUAGUGCAGCAAUCCACCUUAAUAACCAGAGAAAGGGAUGAUAGAGCAAACGAAGCAAUCACAUACUCCGAAUUGCCAAUUUGCUUUCGCAAAGGCCAAUCUUCUCGUAUUAUAUAGGCAUUAAUUAUACAGACACACCAUAUACAGGCAAAUAAUU